This is a messenger RNA of Oncorhynchus nerka (sockeye salmon), 2289 nucleotides long. It is a transcript of the gene hepacamb, whose product is annotated as hepatic and glial cell adhesion molecule b. NCBI's taxonomy places the organism in Eukaryota, Metazoa, Chordata, Actinopteri, Salmoniformes, Salmonidae. The transcript has 7 exons. Bases 68 to 1375 code for a protein of 435 amino acids. The record is from RefSeq and is a predicted model, not a curated record.
GGGGACGUGCCCAGAGUGGACAAAUCAUGCUAAUUGUCUUGGUGAGAAACAGAGCGUUAGACCCAAGAUGAAGGCAGAGAGGGAGGAUCUCUCCAAAGCCAUAGCCGCUCCUCAACUUUUGCUGCUCUGGUGUCUUCUUGUCUCACCUCAGUCAGGACGUGUCAAGGGAGUCAACAUCACCAGCCCUGGCUCUCUGAUCCGGGGCACGUUGGGCGGGGAGGCACUCCUCUCUGUUCGUUACAGCAGCUCCAGCCCCGACGCGCCAGUCAUCAAGUGGCAGCUGAAGAGGGACGACAAGCCCGUCACCGUGGUCCAGUCCAUUGGCACCGAGAUCAUUGGCAACCUGAGGCCCGAGUACCGGGACCGCAUCCUGGUGUUUGAGAAUGGCACCCUCCUACUCCACAACCUCAAACUCUCUGAUGAGGGCACCUAUGAAGUGGAGAUCUCCAUCACGGAUGAUACCUUCACCGGAGAGGGGAGUAUCGACCUGACUGUGGAUGAGCCCAUAUCCAGACCUUACGUCCACAUGGAGGCGUCCUCAGUACUGGAGCUCAGCGAGCACUUCACCCUCAACUGCUCCCAUGACAACGGAACCAAUGCCAAGUACAGCUGGCAGAAAGGAGGGAAACUGUUGACCAAUGAGACCCGUCUGCAGCUGUCACCUGACCAGAAGCUCUUGACCAUUGUGCGGGUGCUGAUGGUGGAUGAUGACAUCUACGGAUGCGCGGUCGAGAACCCUAUUGGGAGCAUGAAGAGCCUGCCCAUCAAACUCACUGUCUACAGGAGGAGUUCCCUCUACAUCAUUCUCUCCACCGGGGGUAUUUUCCUCCUUAUCACCUUGGUUACGGUGUGCGCCUGCUGGGGGCCGUCCAAGAAAGAGCGGCAGAAACAGCAAAUGAAGCCCAGAGGUUUGGCAGGACUGCCAAGGCAUUUAAUAGAACACCCUGAUUAUUCCCCAAUCAAUCAUGCAGUUGACGUUGUACCAAAAAUGAUGACUGAACAUGAACGCAAGAAUCCAGUGGCACUCUACAUCCUCAAAGAGGAUUUCCCUCAGGGCCACCAUGACUCACCCGGCAACAUGGGCCUUGGCCCCUCCUCUGAACCACCCAGCAGCCCCCCCGGCUACAGCAGCUCCCUGACUCCCUCCUCACGCUCCCCUGAACCCCCCGCCCACUCCUCUCGCAGGUACCCCCGCACCCCGAUCAGCUCCCCCCCUUCACAUCACAACAAGGUGCAGAGCAAGUCCUCCACCCCCUCCCCACCCCGCACUCGAUGCUCCGGGCACAUGUUUGGCUCCCCAGUGGGCAUACCGCCUGCCAGUCAGUUGGAAGAGCCCACCCCCACACUGGAGAGCAACGGUACCACUCAGCCUUGAUUGUCUAUCUACAAGUCCUGGAGGGAUGAAGUGUGUGCAUACUUAUGUUUCAGCCCAGCAAUAAGACAUCUGGUCUAAAUUGAAAACCUUGACUAGUUGAAAAAGGAUUGUAUUCAUUAGGCACAAAACGGAACAAAAUGGCCUGAAACAGUGAUGGACUAACUGGAAUUUUCCAAAAGAAACAUUCAUUUUCUUUUUUCUUUGUAAAAAGUUAUUUUGAAUGCCAUGGCUGGGCCAGAAAAAAAGCUGGCACAGUGUGUCUCCUGUUGUCUACCCCUGGUCAACAUGUUCUUCCCCCCUCCAUGCCUUGGUGCUGUAGAGAGACAUGUAUCUGUGUGUUUACAUGGUGACUGUAUGUAUAUAUGUAAAUAGAUUUUAUAUGAAGUUAUAGUGCAGUAAUGUUUGUCUCAGAACCCAACACAGCACUUAAUCAUCUCAAUAUGUUUGUAAAUACACUGUCAUCCUCCACAACUGUAUGAGUCAGGUUUAGGUUUUAAGUUAUGACACGUUAGUGAGCCGAUUAUUUUUUCUUCAAUUAUAUUAUGUCCUAUUCAUAAGACCUGUUCAAAUGUAUAAAACCUCUCUUUAAAGAUACCCAUUUAUUCAUAUGUUGGUACAUGUUGUAUUGUGUGGAUGUUUGUAAUUUAACUAAUCAUUUUCUUUGUUAUUGGGUAUCAUAGCUGAAUAAUCAUUCAAUGUUUUUCCUUUGUAUAGAUUCAUAGAAUUAUUAUGAAAAUCAAAGGAUACAUUGUACAUAUCAGUAGAGAUGUUUAUUAAAGGCAUGAUGAGGAGGAAAUAUUGGUUGUCAUUUAUACAUUUGUUUCACUCAAAGUGAAACUUUAGUGAAUGUUUGAAUGUUUCAAACACUUUAUCCUCAAUAUUGUCAAUUUGCAUCUUCAGGUGAGCAUGCAUUU